UUACAGUCAAACAUUUUCCGAACAUUUCCAUGUGUGGGCAAAAUAAACAAGGCGUCAUCCAUAUAAUCGUGAAUUUUGUGAAAUAACUAGCAAACGACGUUAAUUUGUUGUGAAUUUGUUAGCACAUGCCAAUGCUAUGGACGUACCGCAAAAGUGAAUUGUUUGUUUUGUGUUUGUAAACGCCAAAGUGUACGCCGUUUCGACGUGCAGCAGAAAACCGCUUAACCUCAAGACCAACAACAACAGUGUAGUCUACGAUCAAUUUGAGAAUGAAAGAAGCGCCAAGCAGCAAAAAAAUGCCGCGAAAACCAAGAGCACCGAGUACACCCACCAAAAUGGGGGCCAACGAUGAAAUAUUGAGUUCUUUAUUACGUCUCAAUAACUUCGAUUCGAACAUCAAAGACGAAUCAUUGGACAUCGAUUUGUCUGCCUGUGUCACUAUUAGCGGCGAUUCAGCAGCUAUGCUAGCUAGUACCAACAGUCUAUCGAGUACAGAUUUUUGGCGAGUUCUAGACGAUAGUGCACAGAAUUCCCACAUGGAUUUGACGAACGCCAGCUAUGAUGUGCAACAACAACUGAUAAGUGGUAAUAUAAGUGAUGAUGGUCUUGAGGACUGUUCUAUUGAGGACAUUUUACCGAAUAGUUAUGAAAAAAACUUUACACCAAAUGGUGACGCAAAAAUUGUAGGCGGUGUAAUAAUAAAAGAAGAGAAACCCCAACCAAGUUUCAGUGGUACCUUUCUAAGACCCGAAGCACCUCCGCCCACGCCUUCACCACUUAAACGCUUAUUAAAUAAGCCCCAUCAAGGAGAACAACAACAACGACAGACCGAGCGGGGCCCAGCUAAAGAAAAAAUUAAGCGUAAUUUCAAAAAGGAGAGCAGUGCAAUUGGUCAACCCUAUCAGUUGAAUGCAACACAUCUUGAUGAUGCAGCUGUGGAUAAUAUCCACACUCUUGCAAAAAAUAUAAUCGAUAUCAAACGUGCGCCCACCACCAAUCAUGUUGUAGUCAGUAGCAACAAAGCGAUCUCAUCAUCUAGUUUCAAUAUUUUUACAGUACCAGAAACCAAUGCACCAAGUUUUAAUAGUAAUAGUAUUAGUAAUAACAUUGCGACACUAACAUCCCAGGCUGAGGUGGGUGUUGUUAAAGAAUCUGCACCCCAAGAAAGCGGUACCAAUGUACCCGAACCGGUAUUUAAGUGCCUGGACUGCGAUGGUCUUAUACUGCAGGGACGCAGGGAAUAUGCUACACACGAGGCUGUCGGACAUCGGAUGCACUAUCGAUGCUCGAUGUGUGACCGUGACUUCGAACAGGAAGCGGGUUUGAAGAAGCAUAUAAAAACGCAUCGCUCAACGGAUCCGCGAAAAGACGCUUGGAAAAAAUGCCCCGACUGUGGCAAAUGCCUUAAAAUGGGCAGUAUGUGGAUGCAUCGCAAAAUACAUAGUGAUAACAAAAAAUACGGCUGUGAUAUCUGUGGCCAAAAAUUUGUACAAAAAAUUAAUUUGACUCAUCACUCUCGUAUCCAUACAGCUGAAAAGCCUUACGAAUGUCCGGAAUGUCAAAAGAGGUUUCAAGAACGUUCUCAUCUGCAACGUCACCAAAAAUAUCAUGCCCAGACACGCUCGUACCGUUGUGAGAAGUGCGGCAAAAUGUACAAGACCGAACGUUGUCUCAAAGUACACAAUCUCGUGCAUCUCGAGCAAAGACCAUUUGCGUGUAACGUCUGCGAUAAAUCAUUUAUAAGUAAUUCCAAGCUGAAGCAGCACUCCAAUAUUCAUACGGGGGAACGGCCGUUCAAAUGCAACUAUUGCCCGCGAGACUUCACAAACUUUCCAAACUGGUUGAAACACACGCGUCGUCGGCACAAAGUAGAUCAUAAAACUGGCGAACAUCUGGAAAACAUUCCGUCUUACUGUUCUAAAAAGUCCACGAAAACUACUAAAGCAAAGCCCGCCGAUGCAAAUACCGAGGCUGGGCAACCUGCAGUAACAACAAAACCUGUUCCUAUUGAGAAAAAUAAAGCAACGCCAGUUCAAGAUGCGACAGCAGCUGGUGCGACUCCGAAGUCUCAAGCCUCCAAGCGCAAGAAAAAGUGCCCACAGCAGAUGCCUUUGCCGACACCAGCACAGCCGCCACCAUUAGUAUCGAUUAGAGAUAAUAAUCCUUUACCUUCCCUCGUCGUUUCCGCAAGCGCAACUGUCAAAACUGAAGGGGUACGCACGACGAAUAGCAUGCCGUCGACUCAUUUACCAGUGUCCGAGAACUUGAAACCAAUUCCGGCAAUUACAACAACAAAUAAAAUUGACACAUGCAAAAUGCCGAAACCGAAGCGCGAACGGAAGCAGCCUUUGCCCAAGCAAGUGCAAAAAUCUUAUCCCGCCUCCACGUUGCUGUCGUCCAUCAAACGGGAAAUCACUGAAACUGAAAUUACCUCAAAAUCACAAGCAAACGCAUCCGUAUUAGCGGAUACACGAUGUGCAAUCAGUAAUUUUCCUGAUCUCAGUAUCACUUCAGCCGAGGAGCUCAUUAUGGAGCAGGCACUUGAAAUGGAAGAGUGUGGCAUGUACGUGGCACAGCAUGCCGCUGCUCUGGACACCGAUAAUGCAAUUUCGUCAUCUGAGGCUACAGCAGCGCUGCAUUUCAAAAUAAAAAGUGAAUUCGAUCCAAUGGAUUUGUCAUCGACGCGCAUCAAAGAAGAAGAGUACAUUACAUUGAAGGAUAUCAAUCAGCGACUACUGUGUUCCUCAUUAGAAUCUUCGCCGUACUCGUCGCCAGCAUCCGUCGAACUAACAGCAACGCCGUCUGCUAUGCCAAUGUUGCAGUUAAUGGACAAUAAUAAUGUUGGUAACACGCAGUUAACCACAGCUGUUUCAAAUAGUUUCCAUGUAAAUUCAUUUGCGGUAAACGUGCAACGUCCGAAAACGGUCGCCAAUCUCAAUAACGCGACGGCGAAUCAAUCUGUGCCUGAACUACAGCAUAUGUUGCCGCAAGUCACAACACAAUUUACGGCGCCAAAUUCAAAUUCCUUACCAACGGCAACUCAAGCGAUCAUCAAUCAUUUCUACUUACAUCCAAUGACCGCAAUGAGCAUGCCUCUGCUCGCACAGUCAUCAACAAGCCAAAAAUUACCUUCCGUGGAUACAUUAUUAUUUUCGGCUGGUGCCACAGCAACAAACGUUGGUGCCACGUCUGGUUCGAGUACUGCAAGUGGAGGAAGAUUUUUUCAUAGCAAUAGCUUUGCACAACAAGCGGGCCCGGUGGGGCAACCCAAGCUCUCUUAAAUGACAAAUGAGCUACAUUAUAAACUUGACUAGUCACCUGUCUAUUUGUCAAAGAUGCACAGUUGAGUUUCCAGGACGAUGCGACUUUUAAUAUGUACUUUAAUGCUUUGAUACUAAAUAAAUAGUUUUUCUACAAUUGUCUUACAAUAAUAAAAACAUAUUUUAUUAUCAA
Anastrepha ludens (Mexican fruit fly) is the source of this 3453-nucleotide messenger RNA. It is a transcript of the gene wdn, whose product is annotated as serendipity locus protein H-1. Bases 270 to 3281 code for a protein of 1003 amino acids. Gene Ontology annotation, biological process: regulation of DNA-templated transcription. The transcript has 4 exons. Lineage: Eukaryota; Metazoa; Arthropoda; Insecta; Diptera; Tephritidae. The record is from RefSeq and is a predicted model, not a curated record. Gene Ontology annotation, molecular function: RNA polymerase II cis-regulatory region sequence-specific DNA binding; DNA-binding transcription factor activity, RNA polymerase II-specific.